GUUUAGGACAUAAUUGUAAAUAAGAAUUUGUUAUUAACUGACUUGUCUCGUUAAUUUUUUUUUUUUUUAAAUGAUGUAAUAUUCACUGCAAAUCCAGGUAAUUUGGUUCUGCUAUUGGAUAAAGUACAGUGAUAACACAUUAAUCUGUUGUUUAAAUAAACAAAAUAUCUGACAUUCUUUUUCCAUUUUAAAUUGGUUGUGCAUUUAGAUUGUUGAAACCAUAGUGAUAACAAUUUAACUAACUUUUGCCCUCUCUUUGAGAGGGUGAAUAUUGGUUGUAAUCUCAUUGAUUAACGUCUCAACCAAAUAUUACCCAAUAAUCCACGUUGGAAUGAUGUGGUGUGCCCACUGUGUUAAAGCAAUUUUGAUUGCUGUUUAUCUCCUCACCAUAUCCUUAAGACACAUCAAAAAAUAGUUUGUUCUUAACUGACUUGCCUAGUUAAAUAAAGGUUAAAUAAAAAAUAAUAAUAAAAACCCUCUCAACCUUUUACUUGAAGGUUGUUGGUAGAAUAUGUGAUUGUUUUUGUAGACCUGGACAGAACCUUGUUGUUUGACCUGAGCUCUUCACAAACACGGCAUCACUGUGUGACCCCUCUCACACUCUCUCACCCCACUGGGUUGAAGUGUGCUUUCACAACUCUAAAGUGCUUUUUGCUUGAUUGUCCUUGCACUCUGUGUAGAGAGCCACUCGACAAGGUUCUGCUGCUGUAGCACAACUUCUCCACUUUUCUCUCUCUAUAAUAGGCAUAAUAUCAGUGGGCAUAGUGUAGUGUUUACAUCCCAUCCUCAAGACCUCCUCAUCUGGCAAUAUUUAUGUCCUGGUUCCUCUGUAUAAUUACCUAUAGGAAGAGCAUGAUGGUGCAGAGGUUGAUUUCACACGGCCAGGUUGUCAGGCUCUCUCUCUCAACGCCAAGCAGCUUUUAAUGCCAAAGAUGCUAUUUACUCACGGAUCAAUAAGGCCUGUCAAACAUCAUGUUCCAGGGGUCCUUCAGAUGUCAGUGAGUGUGUGUGCGCGUGUGUGUAUGUGCACGUGUUCAUGCGUGGGUUCCUGUCUGCGUGUGUUCUUGUCUGUAUGUGUUUCUGUCUGCGAGUGUUCCUGUGUGCAUGGGUGUUAUGUAUGUGUGUGUGUGUGUGUGUGCCUCCGCAGUACUCGGCUGCAAUCCGUCUAACACCAGCAACAAUCAAAUCUGCACAAAAGAACACUCCCUUUCUGACUCACUGAACAGUUAAACAAUUGUAACAGUGCCAAGGAACGUUUAACGCUGUCUUCACAAAACAGCAACUAGAACGUUUUUCAUGCCCUUUUCCUUUCUAUUCUCCUCCACUGGAGUGUUAGCUCCUCGGAGCGCUGCUGUCUCAGGCUGCCAAAGCCAUCAUCUACAUCAUUCCCUGCUCCAACAGAACACAAUUAGUACAUUUCUAUGGAAAACGCGAAGACAUAAUGGGAGCAAUAUGUUGUUUUUUUCCCUCUCUGCUGGCUGUGGGGAGAGAGUGAAACAUGAAGGCACAGGCCUGGAAUGACAGAUGCUAAUUCCAUUAGCGACUCCUGAGGAGCACUUUGGGGAGUCCUCCGCUGGAUUGAAAGAAGGUCAUGAGGUGUAGAAGACCUAUCUGAGUAAGAACACGGAGGAUCCAGAUGAUGCUGCAUACCAUUUCUCGUGUGAUCGAGGAGCUACUCCGGUUGUAAAGUGGUGCCAUGACCUCAUUAUUAAGAGAUGACCCAAGAACAGUGCACUCAUAGGAACAAUGUCCAGAGCUCAGAGAAACCACAUGUGUACAAAGUGGGGAUUUACGGCUGGCGGAAACGUUGCCUUUACUUCUUUGUGCUCCUGUUAAUGAUCCUGAUCCUGGUCAACCUCGCUUUAACCAUCUGGAUAGUAAAGGUCAUGAAUUUCACCAUAGAUGGUAUGGGCAAUUUAAGAAUAACGGAGAAGGGUCUGAAAUUGGAGGGGGACUCUGAGUUUCUCCAACCUCUGUAUGCCAAAGAAAUUCAGUCCAGACCAGGCAGCCCACUGUUCCUGCAAUCCUCCAAAAAUGUGUCCGUCAAUAUCCUAAAUGGAAAGAAUCAGCUGGUCACACAACUUAUUGCAGGAUCCAGUGGAGUGCGUGCACAAGGGAAGAUGUUGGAGGUGAAAUCCAGCACCGGGAAGCUACUGUUCUCUGCUGAUGACCAGGAGGUGGUGGUGGGAGCAGAGAGGCUACGGGUGACGGGUGCCGAGGGAGCCGUAUUCACCAACUCUGUGGAGACGCCACACGUCAGGGCCGAGCCUUUCAAAGAGCUACGCCUGGAGUCUCCCACGCGGUCUCUGUACAUGGAGGCCCCUAAAGGAAUCCAGAUCCUAGCAGAGGCAGGGGACAUCCAGGCCACAUGUAGAAGUGACCUACGCCUAGAGUCCAAAGACGGAGAGAUCACUCUGGACGCGCGGAGGAUCAGGCUGCUGCGUCUGCCUGAGGGCAAGGCCUCUCCCUCGGGGACCACUACCAGACAGACUGUCUAUGAGGUGUGUGUCUGUCCCAACGGGAAACUCUUCUUAUCACAGGCCGGGACAGGCUCCACCUGCCAGAUCAGCAACAAUGUCUGCCUCUAGAACACACACAUGCACACACUAACACUGAAACACACACAUACAUACAUACAUACAUACAUACAUACAUACAUACAUACAUACAUACAUACAUACAUACAUACAUACAUACAUAUCGAAACACACACACACACACACUGAAACACACACACACAUACAUACAUAUAGUACAUAUCGAAACACACACACACACUGAAACAUACACACAUACAUACAUACAUACAUAUCAAAACACACACACACACACUGAAACACACACACACAUACAUACAUAUAGUACAUAUCGAAACACACACACACACUGAAACAUAUACACACACAUACAUACAUGCAGAACAUAUCAAAACACGCACACACUGAAACACACGCAUUCUUACAUACAUACAUACAUACAUACAUACAUACAUACAUACAUACAUACAUACAUACAUACAUACAUACAUACAUACAUACAUACAUACAUACAGACAGACAGACAGACAGACAGACAGACAGACAGACAUACAUACAUACAUACAUACAUAUCGAAACACACACACACUGAAAUAAACAUCCACAUGUAUACUGAAACACACAUGCAGUGAAACACAUACACAAAUGCACACAAUGCAACACAUAGAAAAACGUAUCUACACAUACACAGAAACACAAGCAAUCAUGCAUAUACAUUGACACUUAGGGGGUCUGUUCCUUCUAACAGCCUUUGACAGGAACUGAGAGGGAUCCUCCUGAGAUUUACAAAGAGACACUCGGAGUGACAAUGUUCUGUUCAAUGUCCUGAAGACAAUUUCAGUACCAGAAUCACUAGGGUGAUCACCCACAUUAGAAACCCUGCAAUAUCCUGCCAUUUCCCCAUCUCUCUGCUUCAUGCCACCUACCACACAUGUAGUGAUAGAAGGCUCAUUGCUAUUUUUUCAAUUAUAAAAAUUUGAGCAGUUCUAACAAUAUUGUAGCUUUUGAAAUAUGAAGAGUGUAACAAUAGUGUUUUCUUUUGUGAAUGAUUUUGACUGUCAACGUGUCAGGCUUGGUUUCACUUCCAUAUCAUGUCAAUUCAUGUCAACGUUGACUUUUUAAAAUGAUAAAGAAAACAAAAGCAGCACAGAUUUUAAACCCACACCACUAAGAGAACAUUAGUAAAUAAUUGUAAACAUUGCAUGGUGAUGGUCUUCACAGGUGGUCACCCUACCAAUUCCUCGUACUGGGACUGAUCCACUCUGUUCAAAGAGGGGAAACUGUGCCUGUGCCUUAUAUCAAUGCACUUGUGGCAAGGAGAAGCACAUCACACAGACUUUCUUUUGUCAACAUUAGUUUUUCCUUUUGGCUCAAUCCUUUUUGUGUGUAGAGGAUGGGAAUGCAAAGAUAUCUCUGACUCACCCAACUGCAUGCACCCACACCCUCUCUCUCUCUUCUUCUCCUGUCAUCGUUUUCCAGCGGUUUAAUGCCUUUGACAAGAAGAUCAGGGCCGACAUAUUGGUAAACACAUGGUUUUUGUUUUUGAAAUAUAAGCAAGAGCGUCAACUUUUUAUACCGUUUAUCUGUAAAUACACAUAAUCACGUCUGAGUGUGUCAAGGGCACAACCUCAUGAAAUGAAAAAUAUGCUCUUUUUCUAAAUUAAAGCUUUUAUAAUAUCAUGUGUUUUUCAAACAACAAAAAAAGAUUGAAUAAGUAAAUAUCUUGAUAUUCUACAGGUUAGCAUGUUUAGUAUACCAUGUUUGCCAGUUGGGAAAGGUUAUAUUUCUUUUUCUUUAUUUUGUGUAAACUUCUCACACAUGGAGAUCAACAAUACAACGAAACGCUUGCCCAUUUUGUUUGGCAGUUGGGGGUGAGGUCUUUGCAUUCCUUGCGUGUGUCGUGUGGAAUUUGUUCUACUAAGAUUUUUUUUAAUGUCUUCUACCGACUGUGUAUUUGGCUUUACUUGUUUAAUGAUGCUCAGAGUUACAGACACACAAACCAAAAAGCGGAGGGGCCCCUACUAUGACUUAAGACAUAGUCAUCUUGUACGGUACUCAUUGAGUACUUCUCUUGUCCUUAGCUCCCAUACACUGCAAUCCUUCUGAGGCGAUCUGAAGUGAACGGUGUCUGUGUUCAAGUUCAUUACAGAGCAAAAGGAUUUCCUAAAGUCCACUUUGCUUUGCAUCAACAUCUGCUUUUUUUACUCCAUUUGAAUGGGGCCGUUUGCCUCAUCUUACACCACUUGUUAUUAGCUCAUCAUCCAUGCUGAAGAAAGCAAUACAGUCUUCAGGAGGGUUUUUACCGCAGGGUUUAUACAGCUCUGUCAAUGUUGUGGAGCAUUGUGCUACUGUAUAUUCAAGAGAUGUUAUGUUUUAUAUCGCCUCUGUAAAAUUAUAUAAAUAUCAUUUUUUUCUCCACAUAAAAGCAUUUUAUUUAUUUAGAUUUCCGAUGUGCACACUGUAAAAUGCCACUGAGUAUUGUUGAGAGUAUAUAAUAAACUAAAUUGCAAGAUGACUGAACCAUU
Molecule: messenger RNA, 5062 nt
Organism: Salvelinus fontinalis (brook trout)
Lineage: Eukaryota; Metazoa; Chordata; Actinopteri; Salmoniformes; Salmonidae
Product: delta-sarcoglycan-like
Exons: 9
Coding region: 1716-2588 (290 amino acids)
Biological process (GO): heart contraction; cardiac muscle tissue development
Cellular component (GO): sarcolemma; sarcoglycan complex
Source: RefSeq, a predicted model, not a curated record